Molecule: messenger RNA, 717 nt
Organism: Helobdella robusta
Lineage: Eukaryota; Metazoa; Annelida; Clitellata; Rhynchobdellida; Glossiphoniidae
Exons: 4
Coding region: 1-717 (238 amino acids)
Source: RefSeq, a predicted model, not a curated record
AUGAUGGGUGGGGUUACAUCCCUGCUCUCGGGUUUUGAAAACCACAUCAACGCAAAUCCACGCGGCCACAACCCUGACCGGUGGAUAAAUGCGGUGUCUUCUUGCAUAGAGCAGGGAAACGUUUCAGCAGCCGUGCUCAAGGCCAUAAGGUCUUUUGGAAAUGGCUCAUCCGGGAGUCUCGACGGUUUGCGUCCUCAGCAUCUCAAAGACCUACUUUCCGGCCCCCUGCCAAUUGACGACCUAUUAAAUUCCCUAACGAAUUUUAUAAAUUUGGUUCUGUCGGGCGCCUGUCCACCCACGGAACCAUCUGGCAUUUCAGUGCAAGAUGAAAUGCCAGAUGGAGAGCUUACUCUUACUCCCUGGAGAGCUGGUAAAUGUUUGGCUUGGGAUGUUACGGUUCCUGGUACCUUGGCCGAGCGCUACGUUCACCUUACCAGCAAAGAAUGUGGUGUGGCUGCAAUCAGGGCAUCGGACGAAAAAAUCAAAAAAUAUGAACACGCCCUGCCUUCCUUGGACUUUUUGCCAAUAUGUAUCGAGGUCCUUGGACCCAUGGACCCCAAUACUUCAAAAUUUAUUAAAACAUUGUGUAAAAUGGUUGGUGUUCGGUCAGGUGACAACAGAGAGUUCUUUUUUGCAAUAAACCACAUCUCGUGUUUGUUGCAGCGAUUUCUGCGUGUUUGUGUGUCGGAAAAUAUUAAUUUAAACGCCGACGUGUGA